AUGGGGUUUUUGGCAGGGGGCGCCGGCGGCGAGGGCACAAAUGAGGAGAAGAUGGGGGCGAAUUGGGAGCCGGUGUGGGGGGAGGUACCAGACUACGAGAGAAGGAGGAUGAGAGGGUGCCAAAGACGAAGAGCCGAGGUGGCGGGGCCGGUGGCCGGGGUGGUGCCGGCAGCGGGGGCAGCCGAGGUGCCGGAGUGGGAGCUGGGGGAGGAGGCGAAGCUGGUUGUAGUGGAGGAGGAGGAGCCUUGGCAACUUUACAUAGAGAAGAACCUGGAAAGAUAUAAAUUACUCUCGCAGCAGUUGCCAUGGAACACAGUUCCACCAUGGACGAGCAGCGCAACAAGAAACGAUCAGGAGUUUCAAGAUGGAAAUAUGGCAGCCCAUCCAUCGGAACCUCCUCUACCCACACCUCCUCCACUGAUGCAAUCGCAGAACACAAUUCCACCGAGGAUGAGCAGCACAGCAAGGAACGAUCAGGAUUUGCAAGAUGAAAAUAUUGUUCCAAGAGUUGGGAAGACCUUUCAGUGUGAGGAAGAGGCAUAUCAGUUUUACAAUUCUUAUGCUCAAACCAAAGGAUUCAGCAUUAGGAAGUGCCACCUUAAGCAUAGAGGAGAUGGGACUUUAAGUUCUAGAUAUUUUGUUUGUAGCAAGGCAGGUGUGAAGGGCACUCAUCCGACACAUGUAGCCAAGAAAGAACAAGCUAAUUCGAGAACUGAUUGCAUGGCUCGUGUUCAAUUCAGCAUCACUCGGGAGGGUAUUUGGAAUGUGCAGAAAGUCAUGCUCGAUCACAAUCAUCAGCUUGUAAGUCCAGAUAAGAGGCACAUGCUUAGAUCGCAGCGUCAACUCUUAGAUGCCGAUCGCCAUAUGAUUAAGCAGAUGAGGACAUCGGGAAUUAAACAAGCUGAAAUAUAUGAUUUCUGUGAGCUUUGGUAUGGUAAAGAUGCAGUACCCUUCUUGCAAAUGGAUUGCAACAAUUUUUUACGAAGUGAGCGCUCAAAGUAUUUGGAAACCAAAGAUGCUCAAACAUUAACAGAGUAUCUAAAGAACAAGCAAGCUGAGGACCCUUCGUUUUUCUACGCCAUGCAACUAGAUGAUGAUGAUGGCACAAUAAUGAAUAUCUUCUGGACCGAUGGACAAGCUAUCAUGGAUUACUCUGUCUUUGGAGAUGCCAUUUCCUUUGACACCACAUUUUCAACAAAUAAGUUUCAAAUGCCAUUCGCUCCGUUUAUUGGUGUUAAUCAUCACAAACAGACUAUUCUUUUUGGUGCAGCACUCUUAUAUAAUGAAACUGCAGAUACCUUUGAGUGGGUUUUUAGAACCUUCCUACAAGCUAUGUCUGGUAAGCAGCCUGAAACAAUAUUCACCGAUCAAUGUGCUGCCAUUAUAAAUGCUAUUGGAAGGGUUUUUCCGGAAACACGACAUCGUCUUUGUUUAUGGCAUUUGUACCAGAAUGCCGCUAAACAUCUAAGCCAUGUAAUUAGCGACCAUCCUUUGUUCCUUAAAGAAUUCAAAAGAUGUGUGUAUGAAGAUAGAUCAGUGGCACAUUUUGAGAAUAGAUGGCAUGAGCUCUUGGUUAAGUACCAGAUUGGGGGAAAUUCUUGGAUAAACAAUCUGUACAAGUUGCGUGAGAAGUGGGCUACUAUUUAUCGUCGGGAGUCUUUUAGUGCAGACAUGACAUCAACACAAAGGAGUGAAGGAAUGAACAAUGUGUUCAAGAAAACUUUCCGCAAAAGAUUAUGCCUUUCAGAAUUGAUACAAGCAUAUGAGAAGUGCAUUGCUCGUCUUCGCCGGAAAGAAAAAUACGAAGACUACAAGUCACGCCAUACCAACCCAGUACUCUGCCUACCUAGCCUACCUUUGUUGAAGACUGCAGCGGAAUCAUAUACCAGGACGCUCUAUUCCGAGUUCGAAGAAGAAUUCAAGAAGCAAUUUAGUUUGUCAUGUAUUUUGCUGAGCACUGAUUACACAGUUAGCACUUACAAGUUGACAUCUUUUGAAUACAAGAAUGAUGAAGCCAUAGUGGCUUUUAAUCCAACUACUUUGGAGAUAUGGUGUUCAUGCAAGUUGUAUUGCUGUAUAGGUAUAUUAUGCAAGCACACUCAUAAGGUUUUGACCUGCUGCAAUAUCAUCACCCUGCCAAGUCAGUUCAUAUUGAACAGAUGGACAAAACAUGCAAAACAAGAAAUUUUUACUUCCAAACCGAAUACCGAUGAUAGCCUAGACUCUAUGUUUGCACAUAGUUCUCGAAAAAUGAUGUCACUUGCAUUGAAGUGUAAAACUUCGAAGGAGGUUCUUACAUAUCUGAACGUUGGUAUUGAUAAGUUGGCUUUGGAAGCACAUGAAUUACUUGGCAAUCUAAACUUAGAUGAGGAUGAGGAUUCUGAAAGUUCCUCCGAAAUGAAUGAAUAUGUUGCCAAGACAAUGGUGCCAUUCAAAGCUCCUGAACGAAUAAAAGGUCCAAUGAAAAAAAGAUCAAAAGAUGUUCUAGAGGGAGCAAAGAAAGGGAAAAAGAAAGGAAAAGGUACAAACCAUCCAGCAAAGGAGUCCGUGCUUGUUCCACCUACAAUUGGCCCUUCAGAAUUCGCCGGUGCCACUAUAUUCAUCAGGAUGGUCAAUCCUAAAGUGCAGUCAUAUUUUGCAAAAGAGUCAUGUCAGUCCAGCCGCGGGGGAGAGCACCGGGGGCAGCGGCCACAGUUGCGGCCGCGGCGAGCGAGCUCGAGAAGCGCCUCAGCCGCCGCGAGCGAGCUCGAGAAGCGCCUCAAGGGAGAGCAGCCGAGGCAGCGAGGGCGAAGGCGGCGGGGCGGCUCUGGCUGCCGCGGCGAGCGAGCGGAAGAAGAUAAGGGAAAUUGGGUUUUCGUGGUGGAGCGACAGAAUAUCAAUCACUUUGCCAUGGAGAGCGUUCCAUUGCUGGCGUAUAGGCCCGGGAAGAAGCGAGCAUUGGCGAGGGAAGUGGCGGAGGAGUCCAAGAAGCUGUGGGGGAUCGUCGGCCCUGCCAUGUUCAUGAGGCUGGUGCUCUACAGCUUCGACAUCGUUAGCCAGGCCUUCGCAGGCCACAUCGGCGAGCUCGAGCUCGCCGCCUUCUCCAUCGCCAGCACCGUCGUCUCUGGACUCACCUUCGGCUUGCUGCUCGGAAUGGCGAGCGCUCUGGAAACGCUGGCCGGCCAGGCCUUCGGCGCCAAGCAGUACGCCAUGCUCGGCAUCUACCUGCAGCGCUCGUGGAUCGUCCUCCUGCUCUCCGCCGCGCUCCUCCUCCCGAUGUACGUCUUCGCGGCCCCGCUGCUGGCCGCCAUGGGCCAGCCGGCCGAGGUGGCGGGCCUGGCGGGCCAGCUCGGCGUGUGCAUGCUCCCGAUGCACUUCGGGUUCGCCGUCCUCCUGCCCAUCAACAGGUUCCUGCAGAGCCAGGGAAAGAACUGGGUCAUGGCGGCCACGGCGCUGGCGUCCUUCCCCGUGCACGUGGCCACCACCUGGCUGCUCGUGGUCCGCUUCCGCUUCGGGGUGCACGGCGCCGCCAUGGCCCUCAACGUCUCCUGGGGGCUCAGCCUGGUGGUGCAGCUCGCGUACGUCGUCGGCGGCGGGUGCCCCUUGACGUGGACCGGCUUCUCGAGGUUGGCGUUCGCUGACCUCUCCGGGUUUAUCAAGCUGUCCCUGUCAUCUGGUGUCAUGGUAUGCUUGGAGAAUUCAUACUACAAAGUGCUGCUCUUGCUCACAGGACACCUCAAGAACUCUCAGCUUGCUGUGGAUGCCCUUUCUAUCUGCAUGAGUUUUCAGGGAUGGGAGAUGAUGAUUCACAUGGCCUUCUUAGCAGGCACUGGGGUGAGAGUUUCUAAUGAGCUUGGCGCGGGCAACGGGAAAGGCGCGCGGUUCGCGACCAUCGUCUCGACGGCGAACUCCUUUCUGAUCGGCCUCUUCUUUAGCUUGCUUGCACUCGCCUUCCACGACAAGAUCGCGCUCGUCGUUUCAUCAAGCAAAGCUGUGAUCGACGCGGUGGACAACCUCUGCGUUCUGCUGGCCAUUAGCAUCCUCCUAAAUGGCGUCCAACCUGUCCUUUCAGGAGUUGCUGUUGGAUCAGGGUGGCAAACACUAGUGGCUUAUAUAAACGUAGGAAGCUACUACAUCAUUGGAGUUCCUGUUGGACUCCUGCUGAGUUGGCUCUUCAAUCUUGGAGUUCUUGGGAUUUGGGCAGGGAUGAUCGGUGGCACUGCAGUUCAGACAAUAAUUCUGGCGUAUAUUACCAUGAGAUGUGAUUGGGACGAAGAGGUCAUUUCUUUGUCCGGCCCUCAGUUUUAUAGUCAAUCAGUCAUCAUAACAUUGACUUGUUGGAAUUAUGCAGGCUUCUAAAGCAAGUAAGGGCUCCUUUGAUUCAAAGUAAUUCUAUAGGAUUUUUGAAGGAUUGAAAUCCUUAGGAAUUUUUUCUAUGUUAGCCCUUUGAUUCAUAGGAUUAGAUCCCAUAGGAAUUUUUUCUAUGAAAUCUUUUGCACUACAUUUCAUAGGAAAUCUAACAUUCACUCCAACCUUUCUUUACAAUUCCUUUAUUUUUCAUGUGGCAUCAAACGCUCCUUGCUAAUCUUAUAGGAUUCAAAUUGACAUGUCACUCCAAUCCUAUACUUUUCCUAUUCCUACAUUUUCAAAAUCCUGCGAAUCAAAGAGGCCCUAAACACAUCCAAAGAUGGGCAGGUUCCAAAUGAGUUGGAGUGCCAAUGCCCUCAUCUCAAGGAGCGGUUUAUCAAGAUUAUCCUAGAUGGCCAUUUUCUGAAUGGAAGUUUUAGUUGAAUUUUUGUCAUGUAGUAUCAAGAUGGAUCCGUACGUGAUCCUUACUACAGCAUGCGAAAGUGCGGCAGCUUAUGGACUAUGGGUGCAACCAAUGAGAGAUGGUAGUAUGGGACACGUACAACCGGCUUGUAUGGCGGUUCAAAUAUUAGGCUAUGUGUGUAUAGGCAUAUGUUUCUAUUUUCACGU
This is a messenger RNA of Triticum aestivum (bread wheat), 4956 nucleotides long. RefSeq lists its product as uncharacterized. Gene Ontology annotation, cellular component: membrane. The transcript has 16 exons. Gene Ontology annotation, molecular function: zinc ion binding; antiporter activity; xenobiotic transmembrane transporter activity. The record is from RefSeq and is a predicted model, not a curated record. Gene Ontology annotation, biological process: xenobiotic detoxification by transmembrane export across the plasma membrane. Bases 1 to 4338 code for a protein of 1445 amino acids. NCBI's taxonomy places the organism in Eukaryota, Viridiplantae, Streptophyta, Magnoliopsida, Poales, Poaceae.